AUGCUCGCGGACAAGCCGCGGAUGGAUUUCUACAGGCGCAUUCUCAGCAACCCCGACGUGGUUCGAGGGAAGGUGGUCGUGGAUGUGGGGUCGGGGACCGGGGUGUUGGGGGUCUGGGCCGCCCUGGCGGGCGCCGCCCACGUCAUUUCCCUCGAGGCCUCCGCGAUGGCGCAGGCGCAGGCGUUGGUCUUCGAGGAAAACGGCGUGGCCGACCGCGUACACGUUCUCGAGACGACGGUCGAGUCGCUUGUGGGGGGCGGGGUCGACGAUUUUAUUGCGCGGCACCAUUUCCUACGCCAAGCAGGCGGCAUCGCGCUCCUGGUCUCGGAAUGGAUGGGCUUUUACCUAUUUCACGAAGGGAUGCUGUCGUCCGUCCUGCUUGCGCGCGACUUUUUCAAUGAGGUGAAUGAGACCCUUAACGGUGGCAUCACGCUUAGCAUGGUCCCGUCAUCCGCGGUGAUCAGGGCCGCCCCGGUAUCCUUGCUUCCGUAUUUCCAAGAGGUGGUCCAGCCAUUCUGGGGCUCAGUCGAGGGAGUGCAGAUGCGCUCCGUCGCGCACCUUGCGUUUGAGCAGACGCUCCAAGCGGCUUCGCCGAUGAUUGAGAUGAUUCCGCCAAGCUGCCUCUUGCACGAAGGCGAGGUCGUCUGGUCUAGGGAUCUUUCCACGUUGCCAGCGUCCGAUAUUCAAUGGGUGAACAAAACCGUGCACUUUGAAUUUAUGAAAUCUGCGAUUUUUAAACGCAAACUCGAGGAAACCGGCGUCAACACCGUCGAUGGGUUCGUCUUGUGGUUCGAGGUGGGUUAUGGGUCUAAUUGCCUUUCAACCUCUCCCGUCGACCCCUCUACACACUGGAAGCAGGCGGUGAUGCUCUUGCCGUAUGCCUAUCGACACGAGAAGGUCGUUUCUUUUCACACGGCAGACGACGUAUUUGAAGUGACCUUCACUUUCCAAGCUCAAGACGAUAACCCGCGUUGCUACGUUUUGUCAUUUGAACUAAAUUAG
Phytomonas sp. Hart1 is the source of this 1002-nucleotide messenger RNA. Lineage: Eukaryota; Euglenozoa; Kinetoplastea; Trypanosomatida; Trypanosomatidae. The record is from the annotation of a GenBank genome assembly.